GACAUGCUAGUAAACAAAACAAAGCGAACAGUUACUCCUUUAGUUCCCCGAGGAAACUGCGGACCGCGUCCCACAGUCCGCAGGGGUACCAUAGUCGGGCCUUCCGGGCUGGGCUGGUCCCUGCCGAGGCUACGCAGCCCGGCCACCCCCAGACCUAGAGGAGGCCAACGCCACGCCUGCCCGCCGGACCCUCCCCCUCGUUCAUCUCUGGGCCCAGAGCUGCGCCCGCCCGCCCCUCACCUCCGGCUCGGGGCGCUCCGAGGCCAUCACACAGCCCUCCCGCGCCGGCCCGGGCCAGUGAGGGUGUUCCGCUCUUGACCCCUGACCUGGCUACCUAUGCAUCCAGCAGGAACCGGAAGUCGGUGGGAGGGCCGAGUUCCAGUUUUCUGAUUGGUGGAUGAAGCCUUCUCGUAGGCGUUUGCUGACUGGAAAACCGGAAGUGGAAAUCGUUGCAGCCGCCCCGGCCGCCGCAAUGCAGAGAGAGGAGAAGCAGCUUGAGGCAUCAUUAGAUGCACUGCUGAGUCAAGUGGCUGAUCUGAAGAACUCACUGGGGAGUUUCAUUUGCAAGUUGGAGAACGAGUAUGGCCGGCUGACCUGGCCAUCUGUCCUGGACAGCUUUGCCUUGCUUUCUGGACAGUUGAACACUCUGAACAAGGUCUUGAAGCAUGAAAAAACACCGCUGUUCCGUAACCAGGUCAUCAUUCCUCUGGUGUUGUCUCCAGACCGAGAUGAAGAUCUCAUGCGGCAGACUGAAGGACGGGUUCCUGUUUUCAGCCAUGAGGUAGUCCCUGACCAUCUGAGAACCAAGCCUGACCCUGAAGUGGAAGAACAGGAGAAGCAACUGACGACAGAUGCUGCCCGCAUUGGUGCAGAUGCAGCCCAGAAGCAGAUCCAGAGCUUGAAUAAAAUGUGUUCAAACCUUCUGGAGAAAAUCAGCAAAGAGGAGCGAGAAUCAGAGAGUGGAGGUCUCCGGCCGAACAAGCAGACCUUUAACCCUACAGACACUAAUGCCUUGGUGGCAGCUGUUGCCUUCGGGAAAGGACUAUCUAAUUGGAGACCUUCAGGCAGCAGUGGUCCUGGCCAGGCAGGCCAGCCAGGAGCUGGGACGAUCCUUGCAGGAACCUCAGGAUUACAGCAGGUGCAGAUGGCAGGAGCUCCAAGCCAGCAGCAGCCAAUGCUCAGUGGGGUACAAAUGGCUCAGGCAGGUCAACCAGGGAAAAUGCCAAGUGGAAUAAAAACCAACAUCAAGUCGGCUUCCAUGCAUCCCUACCAGCGGUGAGUGUGGCUGGCAACCUCGACUCCCUGGUGCUCUUUGCAGAGUUGGGCAGUGAAAUUACCUUUUGCUCAAGGCUCACCUAGAUGGGUACAAUGAAAAGAACAUGGGCUUUCAGCAGCAGACAAAUCCCACUUCCACCACUGACUAGCUGUGUGACCUUGGACAAGUGACCUAAUUUUUCUGAGCCUGUUUCUCAUUUGUAAAUGGUGAUAAUACCUACCUCAUAGGGUUGUUGUGAGGAUUAAAAUGAGGAAAUGAAUGUAAAGCACUUAGUACAGUAUAUGAAAUAAUGGGUAUUCAAUAAAUGAUAGUUUCUACAGAUCCUUCUCCCCACCACCCUCCACAGUCCUUGAUCCAGAACUUACCCUGAUCUGAUACUGCCUCACAUCAAUGGUGAGCUGAUGGACACAAGAUCAAAUAAGGCUAUGCUUAUUUUGUGCUGCCAGAAACUGUAGCAACCUCUGUGUUCUUAGAGGCACACUGUCUUUGCAGGCCCUCCUGCCUGGGUUUCAUUCUGGCUAUCCCUCUUAAGGUGCAAGGUGAAGAAGCUUCUGGGCCAGAAAGAAAAAAAAAAAUGUCCACCUACAGCUCUGGUGAAGCUUGGGCCUGCUCUUCUUUCUAUCCUCUAAGGAGCCAACUUGGCUUUUACCUGGCAAAUAGUCAUAAAGUCCCCUAUCCUUUACCCCACCCUAUACACACGAGGCUUUCUCAGGAAGUGGCUCUGCCAGGCAGGACUAUGUGGGAAAGAGUUUUUCCUUAGCACAUGAAAAAGCCCCUUCCCCUGGACUCAUGUUUCUUAUUUUGGAGGGAGAAGGGAAUUGCACUUCACACUGCCAUCAGGGUUUAGUUGACCUCAUAAUGGUGCCCAGUUUCUCGACUUUGGCCAGGAUGGCUUUCCUUCAUUUCCCUAAGCCUGUGGCCCAAAUGGUGGACCAGAUUGAUGGUGGGAGGGGGCAACCCCCAGUAGCUUUGCCUGCUUUUAUAAAGUUGAACAGAGUGAAUUUAGACAUUCAGGCUAACCUGCCUUUCUUAGUACUCCUUUGUUGGCAUGGGCAGGGGUUGAGUCAGCAGAAGUGGACCAAAGGAUUCCUCUGAAUAAAGUUAUUUAAAUUGA
Molecule: messenger RNA, 2390 nt
Organism: Pongo pygmaeus (Bornean orangutan)
Lineage: Eukaryota; Metazoa; Chordata; Mammalia; Primates; Hominidae
Gene: MED8
Product: mediator complex subunit 8
Exons: 7
Coding region: 398-1279 (293 amino acids)
Biological process (GO): regulation of transcription by RNA polymerase II
Cellular component (GO): mediator complex; core mediator complex
Molecular function (GO): transcription coregulator activity; RNA polymerase II cis-regulatory region sequence-specific DNA binding
Source: RefSeq, a predicted model, not a curated record